Messenger RNA from Myxozyma melibiosi, 1540 nucleotides. RefSeq names its product Anp1-domain-containing protein. The transcript has 3 exons. Bases 325 to 1356 code for a protein of 343 amino acids. The record is from RefSeq and is a predicted model, not a curated record. NCBI's taxonomy places the organism in Eukaryota, Fungi, Ascomycota, Lipomycetes, Lipomycetales, Lipomycetaceae. Gene Ontology annotation, molecular function: alpha-1,6-mannosyltransferase activity. Gene Ontology annotation, cellular component: mannan polymerase complex. Gene Ontology annotation, biological process: protein N-linked glycosylation; cell wall mannoprotein biosynthetic process.
AAUAUCAAUAUCGCGAGCAGAGAUCUGUUGAUACCAGGCCAUUAACACACCGCAAAGAAGAACAAACAGACAUGAACAUCCUCAGAACUGCUUCUAUCUGCUGAUUUGGCUGGGUUCUCUGUCCUCUCUUUCUUGGUGUCAUUUCUCGGGCUGCUUGUUUGUGGUUCGUGGCAUUUUGUCGCCCUGCUCUUAUUCACUCCCCGUCUUCUUCUUCAUCAUCGUCAGCAGUUCGACCUCGUCUGCUGCUGCAAUCCUCUCAUCUAUCCGGAGUGACCUCUUAUAGACUCAGCCGUCCUCACUUCCGCCAGCAUCUUCCUACACAUCAUGGCCCGACGACGCUCGCGCCCCUUAUCAAUCAUCGCCCUCAGCGGCAUCGCCAUCCUCUGCAUCAUCUACUUCCUCUCUUCCUCGCACUCCUCCUCCAAAGCCCGCGUGCGCCCGCCUCCCGCCCCCGGCGGCGCAAAAUCCAUCGUCCACCACCAGAUGGACGGCCUCACCAGCUCCUACCGCCCGCUCGCGCAUAAAGAACGCGUGCUAAUUCUAACCCCCAUCACGCGCUUCUACGACGAAUACUGGAACAACCUCGUCAACCUAAACUACCCGCACGAUCUCAUCGAGCUGGGCUUCAUCCUCCCGCGCGGCCGCGAAGCGAAUCAAGCCAUCCAGCGCCUCGACGAGGCCGUCAACGCGCUGCAGACCGGGCCGAAGAAGAACCGGUUUUCAAAAGUGACGAUCCUCAGACAAGACUUUGAUAGCCCGUUCUCGCAGAGCGAAAAGGACCGCCACGCGCUCAGCAGCCAGAAGGACCGGCGCGCGGCGAUGGCGCGCGCGAGAAACUCGCUGUUUUCGACCACGAUCACGCCGACCACAAGCUGGAUCCUGUGGCUCGAUGCCGAUAUCGUCGAGACCCCUGCCACAUUAAUCCAGGACCUGACCGCACAUAAUAAGCCGAUCGUGGUCGCAAACUGUUAUCAGCGAUACGUCGAUCACGGAGAGAGCAAAAUAAGGCCGUACGAUUUCAAUACGUGGCAGGAUAGCGAGGCCGCGCAGAAAAUGGGACAGAUGAUGGGCGAAGACGAUGUCAUUUUUGAGGGAUACUCGGAGAUGUCGACCCAGCGAAAACAGCUGGCGCACAUGUACGCACCCGGCAAAGACGUCAACGAAGAAGUCGCCGUCGACGGCGUAGGAGCCACCGCACUGAUGGUCAAAGCCGAAGUCCACCGCGACGGCGCAAUGUUCCCUUCCUUCCCAUUCUACCACCUGCUCGAGACCGAGGGAUUUGCGCGCAUGGCUAAGAGACUAGGGUAUCAGGCUUACGGGCUGCCGAAUUACCUGGUGUACCAUUAUAAUGAAUAAGCAAAGAAAAGAAAAAAAGAGGUGGUAGGGAAAGAUGAAAGUAUAUAUAUGAAUGAGAUAAACAGUGUAAAAGUAGGAGGACCGAAGAUUAGUUUAUGAAUGACAAUUAAUAGAAAUAAGAAAACAAAGUAUCAUCUUUUUUCAAUGUAAUUGAAGCUGCAACGGAACCAUCUGCUAUCACCAC